Messenger RNA from Trichechus manatus latirostris (Florida manatee), 1008 nucleotides. It is a transcript of the gene IBSP, whose product is annotated as integrin binding sialoprotein. Gene Ontology annotation, biological process: ossification; extracellular matrix organization; bone mineralization. The transcript is spliced from 6 exons. The record is from RefSeq and is a predicted model, not a curated record. NCBI's taxonomy places the organism in Eukaryota, Metazoa, Chordata, Mammalia, Sirenia, Trichechidae. Bases 1 to 966 code for a protein of 321 amino acids. Gene Ontology annotation, cellular component: extracellular region.
AUGAAGACUGCCUUAAUUUUGCUGAGCCUUUUGGGAGUGGCCUGUGCUUUCUCAAUGAAACAUUUACAUCGAAGAGCCAAAUUAGAGGAUUCUGAAGAAAAUAGGGUCUUUAAGUUCAGGCCACAGUAUUAUCUUUACAAGCAUGCCUACUUUUAUCCUCCUCUAAAACGAUUUCCAGUUCUGAGCAAUAGUGACUCAUCUGAAGAAAACGGAGAUGGCAAUAGUUCAGAUGAGGAGGAAGAAGCGGAGUCUUCAAAUGAAGAAGAAAACAAUGAAGAGAAUGAAGAGUCUAAUGAAAAUGAAGAUGAAGAAUCUGAGGCUGAGAACACUACGCCUUCUACUGCAACACCUGGCUAUGGAGACGAGACCACACCCGGAACGGGGAGCAUAGGGUUAGCCGCAAUCCAACUUCCUGAGAAGGCUGGUCAUAUAGGAAAAAAAGUUACCAAAAAGGAGGAAAGUGAUGAAGAGGAAGAAGAGGAAGAGAAUGAAAAUGAAGAAAAUGAAGCUGAAGUGGAUGAAAAUGAGCAAGGCAUAAACGGUACCAGCACCAACAGCACAGAUGCAGAGAAUGGCAAUGGUAGCAGUGGAGGAGACAAUGGAGAAGAAGAAGGUGGAGAAGAAAGUGUCACCGAAGCCAAUGCAGAAACAGCCACAAUGACUGGAGAACAGGACAAUGGCGGCGUGGAGACAACAACUUCUCCAAAUGAUGGGUUUGAGCCCACAACCCCACCACAGGAGAUCUAUGGGACCACAGCCUCACCAUUUGGAGAGAUCACCACCACUGGAUAUGAGGGCGAGUAUGAACAGACAGGCACCAAUGAAUACGAUAAUGGAUAUGAAAUCUAUGAAAAUGAGAAUGGGGAACCUCGUGGCGACAAUUACCGAGCUUAUGAGGAUGAGUACAGCUACUAUAAAGGGCAGAGCUAUGAUGGCUAUGGUCAGGAUUAUUACUACAACCAGUGAAGCUCAAGCCUGGGCUGAAUUCAUCCAUUUUAGUGUUGUGUG